ACACACACACACUGACACACACUUUCUAUAAAGGUCCGUCUCUCCUCUAGUUGUUACUCGGCUUGCUUUCAUCAUCAAUGAAACACCCUUUUUCUCUUUUCCUGUUCAGUGUCACCAUGUCUGAUUUAAACGUCCUUAGAGGCCAUCAAGAGGAAGAAGAUGAGGAGCAGGGAGAGGGAGAAGAGCGCCCCAAAUACAAGCCGCUGGGCACACAGCUUGUUGCCCCUAAAAUCCCUGAGGGGGAGAGGGUUGACUUUGAUGUAUGUUCCUUCAAGGAUAUCCAUAGGAAAAGGAUGGAGAAAGACCUUCUGGAGCUGCAGACUCUGAUCGAUGUCCACUUUGAGCAGAGGAAGAAAGAGGAAGAGGAGCUGAUUGGACUCAAAGACAGGAUUGAGAGCCGCCGAGCAGAAAGAGCUGAGCAGCAGCGUGUGAGGGCUGAAAAAGAGCGUCACAGACAGACACGUAUUGCGGAGGAGAGACAGAGGAAAGAGGACGAAGAGGCGAAGAAGCGGGCCGAUGACGAGGCAAAGAAGAAGAAAGUGCUUUCCAACAUGGGGGCUCACUUUGGAGGAUUCCUGGCCAAGGCAGAGCAGAGGCGAGGCAAAAAACAAACUGCGAGGGAAAUCAAGAAGAAGACUCUGGCAGAAAGACGCAAGCCACUGGCUGUUGAGGCCCUCAGAGAAGAUGACCUGAGAGAGAGAGCCAAGGAGAUGUGGGAAUGUAUCUACCAGCUUGAGUCUGAGAAAUUUGACCUGACUGAGAAGACAAAGAGGCAGAAGUAUGAGGUUAGCCAUUUAGCUAAGAAUAUACAAAACUGGUAUUUAAAAAAUGGCUCAUUUGUGAGGUCAGCGUAUGUUUGUGUUUUCCAGAUCAACGUCCUCCUGAACAGAAUCCAAAAUGCUCAGAAAUUCAAAAAGGUCCAUGGUAAGGGGAAGGUCGGAGGACGCUGGAAGUGAACUCACACAAAAGGCACAAUGAAACAAGGGGGCGGUUUUCAUGUGGCAUUUUUAGUGAAAUAUAUCAACUUGCAAUUACAUCUUGCAAUUAUUAUUAUUAUUAUUGUUAUUAUUAUUAAAUGCAUGUAUACGUUAAAUAGACAAUUUUGUAAAAGGUCAUUUCUAGUAGUGUCAUUCAAAAUGGAAAUACAAUUGAAAUAAUAGUAAUAAAAAUGUAAACA
Messenger RNA from Etheostoma cragini (Arkansas darter), 1177 nucleotides. Its product is annotated as troponin T, slow skeletal muscle-like. The record is from RefSeq and is a predicted model, not a curated record. Bases 78 to 956 code for a protein of 292 amino acids. Gene Ontology annotation, biological process: slow-twitch skeletal muscle fiber contraction; regulation of muscle contraction; sarcomere organization. Gene Ontology annotation, cellular component: troponin complex. NCBI's taxonomy places the organism in Eukaryota, Metazoa, Chordata, Actinopteri, Perciformes, Percidae. Gene Ontology annotation, molecular function: tropomyosin binding; troponin T binding. The transcript is spliced from 12 exons.